AAAAAAAAGAAAAGUGAGAAGAAACGGGAGGCCCCGAGCGAGCAAGCAAGCGGGCGCGCACGGCGGCUCGUCGGCGGCUGAAAGAACGGCGGCGGCGGGGCGCGCGCGCGGACACUCCUUGCACAGCUCGAGCGGCACUUCUCUCUCUCUCUCUCUCCGCGCUCGCUGGCAGCGCUCAGUUCUCCGGGGAGGCAACGUGCGUGCGCGCCUUCCUCCUCUUCCUCCUCUCCGGGCGCGUAUCACUUUUACCGCCGCCCGUUCCCGGCUCUCCCCGCGCCUCGGCGGCGCACACACAAACCACCAGCUCUGCUGCUUCGGUCAUUCGACAGGGGAGACCCCGGCGUGUACGGACGUGGCGACGAGCGCUCCUUCUCUCUCCUGUGUGCCGCGGGCCGUUCGCUCGCUCGGCACUGCGUUCCUUCGGCCGUACCGCGCGCGAACUUGUGUCGUGCGCGCCCUGUCUCCUGACUACAGGCUGUGCUUCAGAUCUUUUUUUUUUUUUAUUACCUGCCCUUGUCGUCAGUGUGUGAUUACGUUUGGUUCCUUUUUUUUCUGUAUGAUUUUUUUUCUUUGACCAACGCCCGACACCUGGAUUAAUGAGAGCAACGAGACCCGAAGAAGCGGACCUCCGUCCUCGGCUGCUUUCGAGUCUUCUAUGAGAGUCGUCUAGGACAGCUGAAAUCCUGACGGCGACCGCGAUGUACUACGCGAGCUUCUUCCCUCCGGCGGUGCGGCCGUUCGACGGUCGGGGACCGCUGGACGGCGUGACCGCCGCCGCGGCGGCGGCCGCGCUCGCCAGCUCUGCGGGCGUCCGCGGGGAGCGAGGCGAAAUUCCGCUGGACCUGUCGCUCAAGCACGUGCGGCCCGACGGGCCCGAGGCCGCAGCCGCCGAGGAGCUUCUGCUCCUCGAGCACCGCAAGCUGGCCGCUGCCUACGGCCGGCACCUGCUCGAUCCGGCAGCAUUCCUGCGAUUACAGCACUACCAGCAACGCAUCGCCGCCGACACCUUCCUGCAACAGGCAUUCGGAAGCGCCGCGGCGGCGCAGCACCAUGCCAUGGCCGCCGCCCGGCUGGGCUGCCUGGACCAGCAAGUGGCCUUCCACUCGGCGGCCACCGCCCGGGCAGCCGCGCCUUCGACCGCCGCCUUCCUUGAGCCGGCUGCCGCUCUCGCACUCAGCAUGCGCAACGCGGGCGCACCUGCCCUGGCGCCUGGAGACCUAGCCCGAUCGUUGUACCCCCCCACGGCAGCUACCGCGCUGCCCGCCGGCUACUCCUCCAUGUUUGCCGACAUGAUGCCCAAGCCAGACCCGUGCCGCCUGGCCGACGACGCCAAGGCCGGCUCCUACCCUCGCGCCAACGGCGUGUCUGCCUCCGCAGCGGACAAGGCCUCCUCGUCGUCCUCCUACAUCGCGGACCCCGUGCGUUACGCGGCCGAGCACAUGCAAAGGCUGCAGGAGAGCCAGACGUCGGCCAAGUUCGCCUCCACUUCGGGGUCAGCGCAGACCACGAGCACUUCCUCCACCUCGUCUUCGACCUCCUCUCGGGAGCACAAGAAGUCAUCCUCUUCCAACCGCCACACGACAGACACGUCCACGUCGGCCACCUCAUCUUCGUCGACCGCUGCCUCCACCGCCGCAGCAGCUGCUGCGGCCACGGCCGCCGCCGCGGCCAUCAACCUCCUGGGACCGAGGCCCUCGCUGGGCGGUGGUCUGAGCUCGGCGUUUGGCGAGACGGUGAAGCGAGAGGACUACCUCAACGCCGCCGCCGCCGCGCACCUUCCUUUCUACUCCGGAUGGGGCCUGCCUCCGAUCAUCCCGCCGCCGACGACGACGCCGCUACUGACGACGCCGAGCCCGCAGAAGAAGAAGGACUCUUCGUCGCGCUCCUCGGACCGAUCGUCGUCCGAUUCGCGUAACAAUAGCCGGAGCAGCGGCAGCCACCACAGCAAGUCUUCGUCGAACAAGCGAUCCUCUUCUUCGGCCUUUGCCUCCAACAACGUCGACCACCACCCGCACCACCACCACAUAAACGACGUGGUGGUCAUUGACGAAGAGCAGCGGUCGCGGCUCACGUCCUCUCUCAGGCUCGGCUCGUCCAGCGGCGGCCGGCCACCGCCGCCUCCCGAGCCCGAGCGCGCCAAGAUGCCCCGGCUGGAAGCGAUGCAGCCGCCGGACGAGGCAAAGACCUCGCACACCGGAACCAACGACGCCGGCAAGCGACCGGCCGCCAAGAGCCCGCUGAGUCCGCCGCCGCUCAUCGCGGCGGUGCCGCCGGCGACGAGUCCCAAGACGGCCGAGCCGUCUGCCGCGCCGGGGGCCCUGCUCCUGGGCAAACCGACGCUGCCCGCGGCCUCGACGACGAGCCUGCACGGCAAGCAUCACCACCACCACAGCAAGAUGACCACGCCGCACGACGAGAAACCGACGCUGAACUUCUUCUUCGGGGACCACAAGCCGGCGACAACGGCGGCGCCCUCGAGCGUCGCUUCGGUGCCGCGCACUACGGCCGCGGAAGUGAUCGCGCAUGCGCACCAGGCGCACCUGCAGUACCUGCAGCAGCUGCACAGCAGCAAUGGCAGUCACGUGCUGCCUCCGUCGUCGGCGCUGCCGGCCAUGGAGGCCGCCACCUCGGCUUUCGGCGUCACGUCGCCCGUGAAGGAGGAAACCUCUCGCUCGGCGCAUCACCACCACCACCACCUCCCGGCGACAACUUCGACACCGUGCAAGGACGCCACGGCGCGCACCAAGUCCUCGCCGCCGCUGCAGCAGGACCGGGUCAAGGAGCCCAGAACUGUCGAGGCAACAACAGUGAGGAUCCAGAAGGAAAACGGCGCUUUGUCUCUUUUUUUUUUUCUUGUGUGUGUGAUUGCGCGGCAGUUGAUGCGAAAGGACAGCGGAGAGGGAGUGGCGCAAGCGAGCGCUUUCGUGUGGGCGCCCAUACAUGACGCCGUGGAGAAAGGCCACGUUGAGAUGGUGCGGCUGCUGUUGUCUUACGGUGCCGACGCUACGCUCACUACGGGCUCCGGUCUGUCUCCCCUCGAACUGGCCAGAUCGCCCAUCAUGGUCGAACUGCUCAGAGGUUUCCUUUCCGACAUGGCCGGCGAGAGUAUCGACGGAAGUCCCGUGUUAGCGUGGCACUUUGCCGGCACGGCCUCUUUCAUGGACCCGAAGGACACCGGCUUCGACAUCCUGGCCGGUGCGCCCGCCGAGGACUCGGGCGACGACAUGCUCUUCCAAGUGAGCGAGUCGGCGCAGAUCGCCACCUACAGGCUCAGCCCACACCUGGCGGGCACGUCGGAACAAAGCUGCAGCGAGUGCGUCCGACUGGACGACGUCCUUCAGCGCCUGCGCAUCUCGGCCGAAGAGUUCCGGCAACGGUUCCCGGCCGUCGAGAUUCUCGCGCUGGCCCCGCACGAACUUCGCGCCAAGACCACCACACCGUGGCUGGACGCCGAGACGGCCGCGGAGUCGAGCGGAACACCGGAGGCGUCGUCCCCGCCUUCGCCGCCGGCGUCCCCCGUGCAAGCCCUCCGCUUUGACGCCACCGUGCGCAGCAUCCUCGGCCUCCACAACCCAAUCCCGCGAUGAACGACGGUGUUACAUGACGUCAUCGCCUUCCCUUUCGCCACGUAGUCACUACCACCAACCUGAGGUGUCGUCGUCGCCGCCCUGUAGGACCACCCUCCCGUCCACAGCUCGCCCGAGCGCACAGCAGUUACGCCGGAACAGCGAGACCCGUACGUCGCGACCACUGAAGCCACGGACGUCCCGCCGCCUCAGGCACACACAUCCCCCCCCACCGACCAUCACUGGCGCAGGCGCCAGGGUAGAGACACGCCAACAUGCUUGCCAACAAAGUGCGCGCGGCUCGCGAAGCACGCUGUGCAGACUCUGAACGAAACCGUGACGCGUUAGCGCCGCGCGCACGCGCGUGUUUGUGUGUCAUUUUAAGGGGGCUGUGCUGCGUGUCGCCUUCGCCGCAACGGACGCUUCGAAUCGGCACGAUGAUGACGACGACCGCGAGCAAGACAGCGGACAGUCUUGGUUGGAGUUUGCGUGUGGGACAAAGUUUGCCCGACGGGCGCGCGGAACAUUUACCUCCUGCCACCACUGACUGUUGUCGCCGCUGCGGCGUGUUCCGUGUCGUGGGACGUUGUGCAAGUUCAGCGGACGAUUUUCUCGCCGCCGUGUCGUAUUUUAUCCGGCAUUGGGAGAGGGGUGCGGCGGAAGGCCACGCGGUGUGUGCGUGCGCUCGAGCGGUCCCUCCCCCCCCCUCCCCUCAUUGCCUCCGGCGUUCGCCGCGGGUUUGUGCCGUAUUCCAUUUGCAGUCAUUUUUUCCCGACACCUGUGAAAACUGGGCUACCCGCCUUUAAUGAGUGUGUUGCUUGUCUCCGCGUUGUGUGCCCAUGAUGGUGUGUGCUAUGUGUAUACAUUUAGCUCCACGAUGUGUCUGUGUUGAUGAUGAUGAUGAUUAUUAUGCGUCCGAGGAUGCUCCUGUAAAAAAAAUGAACAGAGGAAGGGAAGUAAACCGAGAAGGGCAUUUUAGGGACUGUUAAGCGCUUGGCUUUCCCCUGGCCGUUAUUUAUAUGUUGUCGCGCAUGCUCCCCACUACAAAUAGCGCCCUAAUCCCCGAGGAGCGCCCAUGGCGCGUGUCUAUCUCUCCGCUGUGAGCAUCUAUGUCUCUAUCGCAUACGAUUGCAUAAGCGCCUGUUGAUGUCCCCGCACGGAUAUUCCGCCAUCGCUAUCUGUACAAGGUGUGUCGUUGUUGCUUAUAACUGUCUAGCGAGAUGUCCAAACCGCCGCUUUUACACACCUACAAGUGCCACUCAAGUUUGCUCUUGUGGGCAGGGGGAGGGGAAAAAGUUUUUGCCGGCUUGCCUGUAACGAAAACACAAGAACGCCGCGUGUAUUCCCCUGCGUCCGCACCCCGAUACGUCGUUGAAAGAAAGCCUUGGAGUCCAACCGCGUACUCUGUUUCCGUCACGACGCCGUCUAGUUAAGCCUGACCCUCAUGGAUUCGCAGCCCAGUCACCGAUAAUUACAUGUGCCUGGCAUAUGUGCUUUUCCCCGAUGUUCUUUUUUUUCUUCUUCUUUAAAUCAUCCGUGUCGUCCUGGCUAAGAGCUUUCAAAGCACGCGACGCUGUUCUUCUUUCCUUCUUUUGUAUCAUACAUUAUUCCGGGGUUAUGCACAAAAGGUUAUGUGCAAACUUACGGCGAGCCGUGAAGUGAGCAAGCACGUGUUGACGGUGACCGUAAUGGCCAUCGCGGUUUUAAGCCGCAGCAAGGUGGCUGGAUCCCCGCGUCGCUGGGAAAGCACCCAGACGUCGCGAAAGUUGCAGCGACAGCUUCUCUUCUAAGUCCCCUGUUGUAGCGCAGUUUUGACUGUGUGUGUGUGUGAAUGUAUGUGUGUCGGCCCAUCUGAGGGCAAAAGAAAGUACCACGCUAAAGCGAGUUCAGAGCGAUCAUAUAUUGAGGAACCUUUUUGUCUUUCUUCGUCGCCGCGUGGGGGCGAGGCGUUCUUCAUCGCGACACAGCAUCGUCGCGUUGUCCGUAUCUCAACUCCACUCUAGGAACUUUUUUUCUCCGAUUUGUUUUCUCCUUCAGCAAACGCGGUAGCCGACGUGCCAUAUGCGUCGCCUAAGUCACGUAGUGUCGAUGUUGCUUCAAUCCUGCCAAAAAGUUCGCGAGAAAUGCGGAAUAAUUUACGCUAUCGUUUCUCUCCCUUUGCGCUUGCUUCCUUUGCGUAACAGCAUUUUUUUUUCUUUUUAGCUUAGCCGAAAUCGUGCACACGAUCUAUCCUUCGUUAUCUGAAUCCUGCGCCACUUUUGCGUUUCUUCUCUGUUCUUAAAGCUCCGCUGCGCGGACGUUGUAUGAAAUGUACCUUUUUGUGUUAGGACCAACGUGCUGACAGGCGUCGUAGUCAAAUCGCUCGGAAAUUGCGAUAAAUCGGAUACGCCCCGAUGCAUUUCGUUUAAUGCAAACACAAUCAAACUUCAUACAUACAUGGGGAAUCGGCAGUCGCGUUCGUUCGUUUUGCCACAUCCUUUCGGUACUCCGUUUUGUGGUAUUAAGAUAGGGAGAGGGCGAAAGCGUGCUCAUAAAACUUUUUUUAAAAUAUUGUGCGUGCCCGAAAGGAAGAAACGUUCAACAGCAAGGCAGCCCGUGUUUGUUACCUUUAUUAUCUUUAAUGUCUUGUCUUCGCACAUCCUCGCCAUAGCUCGUGUUGCUUGCGUGUGCCCUUGAAAACUCCGUGCCUGCUUAGCUUUAAAACCCAUAACGCCGAAAAAAAAAAAAAAAAAAAGAGAUAACGUUAGACAUUUUCUUGCGCAUCUGUCGACACUGCAGCGCGCGAAUUCAACGCCGUUAGCCCGCAGCUGCAUUUCGUGGCGGCGUUUUCUUGUUUCUUUUUUUUUUCCUCUUCUAUUUUUGCACCUGACGUGUAGCCUACGAAAAGAAAAAAAAAUGCUGCGUUGUCCGUGACUGUGGUUGCAUCGCUGUCUUCCGUUGUUUAAACUCAACACGGCUUUUGCCGGCGACCUUCGUGCGCCAUUCCUUGCUUUGUUUGUCUCGGCGAUGUUUUAUAUAAUACGACCCCUUCCAUAGGAGAGGCCCGCUAAGAAACAGAGAACACGUGUGCUGCUGUCACCUCUUUUCUGAUAUUGUCUUUAACGUAAGAACAAGGUUAUGAGGCGAGGAAUAGUGAUUAUGCUUUAAAAAAAAAGUACUGGUUGCUGCCGCUACCUGCCCGCAGUGCUCGUUGUUUCGGACCCUUGUCCACGUGCCUAUAGAAGACAGUUUCUCGUAAACGCUCGAUCCAGUAUCUUUUUUUUUUUCUUGAUAGCCGUAUUUCUCGCGUGUGUUUGGGUGUCGUCCCCGUGUAACACCGGUGUCACCACGAACAGCGGUACCGCGUGUAAAACGAAUACACCUUUGCCUGACAUUGUUGAACCUCUCUGUUCGUCUUUCUGUCGUACACUGAAGAUUGCAGAAUGUGUUUGUGAGAGAUAGAGAGAGCGGGAGAGAGAAAAAAAAGGACGUUCUUUCGUGCCUAAGAACCGCCGUGCAGUCGCAUCCUCAACCUUUCCGAAGUUUGUUGAUGCUCCGUCGCCAAACCAGUAAACAAGCAAAGAAAAGCCUUUUCUGUGUCUAAAAACACGAUGGGAACACGCGACAGAAAAAUAACGUUAUAGAAAGGAAACGUUAAUUGUUUGGCAAAAUGUCGCACUUUUGAGCGGGUGAGUGCGCAGUCAUCCUUCUCUGGAAUUCUCUGCGCGCUGAGCAAAAUAUCUUUAAGGUACGUUUCAUGUAGAUGGCGGUGACGUACGCCUGACGUCAUCUUGAGCUCAAAGAAUAGGCGAGGAUCUUGUCAGCGUGGGGUUCAUCAGAGUAAUGGAAUCGAUGAGGGAAUACAGAUCUAUUAUAGAAACAUGCCGACCGUCCUCACUGCCCAUGACUGCAUGUCCUAUAUGGACGAACGCUGGUAACGUACUACACUCUUAUUCACCGGUUCGCGGCUUUUAUUUGAUGAAUUUUGUUUGCUCCCCACGUUUGAUCUGUUCAUCCGCUGUGACAGAACAAACCUCUUUUGGCCUUGUCCUCUGCCCAAUACUGGCGCAGCAUAGAAGGAAUUACCGCGUUCCAGUUCUUGUCGAUCUAUAAAUUUUUUACGCUGUUGAAGUGCUCGUCAUCGUCAGCGAAAGUCCACUGUACGAUCUGCCGCGAACAAGCAGCCUUAAGCGUUAUUCAAUGUUUUUAUUAGGCUGUUAUGCGUGAGUUCGCACUGUGAUAUUAGCGAUUGGCAACACAGUGCGAGUAGCGAGCAUGUAAAGUCUCACUCAUGGCACGAUCUCAAUUGCUUCGCCCGAUUUCGCGAUGUUGCGAGCAGGUCUUAAAAGUGUUACUCGUGACUGAAUCUGUCUUAACCGCCUGCUUGUUUAAGCUAAACGAGGCCACUCGUAAAAGUGUGCGUUUGAAUCCCCAUUUGCCGUUACUGAAUUCUGCAAAAUGACGUAACCGACAGUGGACAUUCGCAUACGAUGAUGCGUCGCACUAUGUGUGUGUCUGUAAGUGUACACAUGUACAACGUGGGUCUCCUCUUCGUCUGUACGGAUUUGUUCGUGUCGGCGUGCGUCUUCAGCUUCUUCUGCGAACACACCUUCUUUUCUCUGUAUUCUAUCGACGGGCAAUCGAUGCUGCGAAAACUGCGUCUCCUGCAGACAUGUGCUGCUUCUUUCUUUUGUUUGUUAUUUGCCCCGUUUCUGGAAUCGCUUGCUUUGCUCGCUGUAUUUUUGGAUGUAUCAUAUAUGAAUGUAUUUUGUAAAUAAUGCCGUGUAAAUAGGAAACAUCAGAAUGAUUAUAAUAUACUGUAUUCGCCUGGAAAAACGAUAAAAUGAAAAAAGGUGUCCAAAUGAA
Molecule: messenger RNA, 8411 nt
Organism: Rhipicephalus sanguineus (brown dog tick)
Lineage: Eukaryota; Metazoa; Arthropoda; Arachnida; Ixodida; Ixodidae
Product: serine-rich adhesin for platelets
Exons: 9
Coding region: 699-3587 (962 amino acids)
Biological process (GO): negative regulation of transcription by RNA polymerase II
Cellular component (GO): nucleus
Molecular function (GO): protein binding; transcription corepressor activity
Source: RefSeq, a predicted model, not a curated record